Messenger RNA from Drosophila kikkawai, 2548 nucleotides. It is a transcript of the gene Mlp84B, whose product is annotated as Muscle LIM protein at 84B. The record is from RefSeq and is a predicted model, not a curated record. Lineage: Eukaryota; Metazoa; Arthropoda; Insecta; Diptera; Drosophilidae. Gene Ontology annotation, molecular function: actinin binding; structural constituent of muscle. Gene Ontology annotation, cellular component: Z disc; nucleus; cytoplasm. Gene Ontology annotation, biological process: sarcomere organization; muscle tissue development.
CAAAAUUUUUGUAGCGCGAGGAUCAGUCGAAAAUCGUUGUCAAUCGAAGCUAUAACUAAAAUUAAGAAAUUUUUCUCUUCCGAAAAUAUUAUUACGAACGAAAAAUAAUAAACAUAAUAAGUAUAAUAGUAAUUGUACUUAAGCAUAGAUCAUUUCAAUAGCGAAACCAAAAACACACAUAAAAUAUAUAAAAUGCCUUCCUUCCAACCGAUCGAGGCUCCCAAGUGUCCGCGCUGCGGCAAGAGCGUCUAUGCCGCUGAGGAGCGUCUGGCUGGCGGCUAUGUAUUCCACAAGAACUGCUUCAAGUGCGGUAUGUGCAACAAAUCGCUGGACUCCACCAACUGCACAGAGCACGAGCGCGAACUGUACUGCAAGACUUGCCACGGCAGAAAAUUCGGACCCAAGGGCUAUGGCUUCGGCACCGGUGCCGGCACUCUCUCCAUGGACAAUGGAUCACAGUUCCUGCGCGAAAACGGUGAUGUGCCUUCGGUGAGGAAUGGCGCCCGCUUGGAGCCCCGUGCCAUUGCCCGUGCCCCGGAAGGUGAGGGCUGCCCCAGGUGCGGUGGCUAUGUGUAUGCCGCCGAACAGAUGUUGGCCCGCGGACGCAGCUGGCACAAGGAGUGCUUCAAGUGCGGCACCUGCAAGAAGGGUCUGGACUCGAUUCUGUGCUGCGAGGCCCCCGACAAGAACAUCUACUGCAAGGGCUGCUACGCCAAGAAGUUCGGCCCGAAGGGCUAUGGUUAUGGCCAGGGUGGUGGUGCUCUGCAGUCCGACUGCUAUGCCCACGAUGACGGAGCACCCCAGAUCCGUGCGGCCAUCGAUGUGGAUAAGAUCCAGGCUCGUCCCGGUGAGGGCUGCCCUCGCUGCGGUGGCGUUGUCUACGACGCCGAGAAGAAGCUGUCCAAGGGCCGCGAGUGGCACAAGAAGUGCUUCAACUGCAAGGAUUGCCACAAGACGCUGGACUCGAUCAAUGCCAGCGAUGGCCCCGAUCGCGACGUUUACUGCCGCACCUGCUACGGCAAGAAGUGGGGUCCCCACGGAUAUGGCUUUGCAUGCGGCUCCGGCUUUCUGCAGACUGACGGCCUGACCGAGGACCAGAUCAGCGCCAACAGGCCCUUCUACAACCCGGACACCACCUCGAUCAAGGCACGCGAGGGUGAGGGCUGCCCCAGGUGCGGUGGAGCCGUAUUCGCCGCCGAGCAACAGCUGUCCAAGGGCAAGGUGUGGCACAAGAAGUGCUACAACUGCGCCGAUUGCCACCGCCCGCUGGACUCUGUGCUGGCCUGCGACGGACCUGAUGGAGACAUCCAUUGCCGCGCCUGCUACGGCAAGCUGUUCGGACCCAAGGGCUUUGGCUACGGCCAUGCCCCCACUCUGGUGUCCACCAGUGGCGAGAGCACCAUCCAGUUCCCCGAUGGCCGUCCGCUGGCCGGACCUAAAACAUCUGGCGGAUGUCCCCGCUGCGGAUUCGCCGUCUUUGCCGCCGAGCAGAUGAUCAGCAAGACCCGGAUUUGGCACAAGAGAUGCUUCUACUGCUCGGACUGCCGGAAAUCGCUGGACUCAACGAAUCUGAACGACGGCCCCGAUGGCGACAUCUACUGCCGGGCCUGCUAUGGCCGCAACUUCGGGCCCAAGGGUGUGGGCUACGGUCUGGGCGCGGGCGCUUUGACAACGUUCUAAACGAGUUUACUUAUAUUUACACCUAUUCGAACCCCACAUCCAUGUCUGUGAACCGUUCCGAUACUUCUGUCUAAUGACCUAUCUGUCUUAACACUAACUAUCCCAGAAAUUAGCUAACUUAGUCUUCGUUUGCUUCCAACGAUUUUUGAUCAACGAAAACCAUUUUUCUUUAGGUUAUGUGAGAAUAUAAGCUUAAUAUGAAACAAGAAAAAAAACAAGAAAGAAUAAUAAAAAAAAAUUAAAACUUUAAACUGAAAAAGUUAAACCAAAAGAACUUACGACUCAAAGCGAAAGCGACACUAACCAUCGAACAACAAAGACUAACGACCCUAACUACAUAAACGACGUUAAACACAACGAGAAAGGCUAACUAUCUGCAGGUAGUACAGUCACUGCAACGAGAAAGACUCUAACUUUCUGGCAGGUACAGUCACCGCAAGAGGCGGCGUCUGGGAAAUAACGAUGGAAACGAAGCAAACUACUGCGAGCCAAAGUCGUUUAUUACUUUUUUUUAUCACUAUUUAAUUUCGAUGACCAGAGCCAAGUAUGUCUUAAUGCUCCAAACCGACAAAAAUCCCCAAGAAGCAUACUGUGUGCGGAAAUGUUGACAAAUUUUAUAUACACUAUACGCGAUGAACUAUGAACGAUGAUGAAUGAUAUGAUAUGAUGUUGUAUACUCUUAGCUGACUUAGUUCUUACGAUAUAUACCUACGAAACUCUUGAUUAUUUAUAACGUAUUUAUCAUCACUCUCUAAUCUUGCUUGCAUUCUGAUUUGGAUAUAUAAACUAUGAUAUAUAUAUCAGCAUACAUACACGCAUAACAUCCAAUAAUAUAAUAUAUGCCCCAGUGGGUUCCAUGAAAACAAAA